This is a messenger RNA of Harmonia axyridis, 2165 nucleotides long. RefSeq names its product zinc finger protein 711-like. Gene Ontology annotation, biological process: regulation of gene expression. Lineage: Eukaryota; Metazoa; Arthropoda; Insecta; Coleoptera; Coccinellidae. The record is from RefSeq and is a predicted model, not a curated record. The coding region runs from base 336 to 1634 and encodes 432 amino acids. The transcript has 2 exons. Gene Ontology annotation, cellular component: nucleus.
AUUCUUAUGUUAUGGCAAUUAUGGUAAUUAUUUACAUAACAACAAACUGCUCUGAACAAACUGAAAUUUUCCAGACUAUUAUUUACUGAAAUAAAUAAUUACCGCAUUCCUCUGAGACAUUGCGUUUGUUCCAUACAAACCAAUUCUCAAUAUGUACCAUAAUUUAAGUAUUUAGAUGAGAGAAAGCAAAAUUCUUCCUUAUGAAAACUUUGUGAAACAUUCAUUUAUAUAUUUCUUGCAAAACUGGCAAACUGACUGUAUUCUUAUAUACAAAUUUUAUUCUUUAAUUUUUGUAAAAAAAAUUAUACCUUCAUAAAUUAUUGCCAUCACCUGAAAUGGAAAUGGAUUUAUCAGAAAAGUAUGUUAAUAAUGACAACAGAGUAAAGACUGAAUUAGAAGAAAUGGGACAAGAUGACGUUAUUAUGGGGAAAUUUUCAUUUGACUCUAGUGCUCAGCAUGUAAUUGAUGGGGAGUGUACUGAAGAUGAAAAAACUCACAUCAUAGAUGUUGACCAAUACACUGGUGAGAAUGAAAUAAGAUCGUCCAUUGGAUAUAAAGCCAGUGCAAUGAAAAGAGAUUAUAGUUUCAAUGAAAAUAAUACAUUUGAAGAUGCUGCCAAAAUUGAGAUCUCCAGCAGUGAACAUCUCAUUUAUUCAAUUCCAAACAAAUAUAAAUGUGGGUUUUGUGAGUAUGCAAUAAAUAAGAAGGGACAACUUAAAAAGCAUAUAGAUGCUGUUCAUUUGAAUAAACGAGAACAUAAAUGUCAGUUUUGUGAGUAUGCAGCAAACCAGAAAACAGAUCUCCUAAGGCAUUUAAAUGCUAUUCAUUUGAAUAGAAGAGAACAUAAAUGUCCAUUUUGUGACUAUGCAGCAAACCACAAGGCAUACCUCAAAAAACAUUUAGAUGUUGUUCAUUCGAAUAAACAAAUACAUAAAUGUCAUCUAUGCGAAUUUUCUUCGGCUACUAAAAGUUACCUUAAGAUCCAUAUAGAUGCAGUUCAUUUAAAUAAUAAAGAACAUAAAUGCCACCUAUGCAGGUAUGCUUCAGCUAAUAAAGCUUGCCUCAAAAGACAUUUGGAUGCUGCUCAUUUGAAUAAUAAAAAAAAUAAAUGCCACUUAUGUGAAUAUGCUUCAGUUGAUACAGGUAACCUGAAAUUGCAUAUAGAUGUAGUUCAUUUAAAGAAAGAAGAACUUAAAUGUCAAUUCUGUGACUAUACAACAAACCACAAAACAUACCUCAAAAAACAUUUAGAUGUUGUUCAUUUGAAUAUACGAAAACAUAAAUGUCACCUAUGUGAGUUUUCUACGUCUAAAAGAGGAUACCUGAAGGUUCAUAUAGAUGCAGUUCAUUUGAAUAAAAAAGAACAUAAAUGUUUACUUUGCAAGUUCGCUUCAGCUAAUAAAUCAAGCCUCAAAAGACAUUUAGAUACUAUUCAUUUGAAUAAUAAGAAACAUAAGUGCCACUUAUGCGAGUAUGUUACAAUUGAUUCAACACACCUUAAAAUGCAUAUAGAUUUGGUUCAUUUGAACAAAAGAGAACAUAAAUGUCAAUUUUGUGAGUAUGCAACAAACCAGAGGGGACACCUGAAAAAACAUAUAAAUGUUGUUCAUUUGAAUAAACGAAAAGAUAAAUAACACCUCUGUAAUUUUGCUUCAGCUGAUCAAUGGUGCCUCAAAAACCAUAUAGAUGCUGUUUAUUUGAAUGGUGAAAAAACCUUAUCAUUACCUAUGGCCCUAUAUUUCCGCUGAUGAAAUACGUGCAUUUAUGUAUUUGUUUAUGACUCAUUUUAUUAGAUGUAACUUUAAAAAUAUGUUUCUUUUUCCUAGCAUGCGCUAUUGAUUAGUAACUAGGAUUUCGUAAUUAUCCUAAAUGAAAUCCUUGCAAUUUAUAUUGAAAUAUAUAUAUAGAAAGGAGUGAAGAGUCAUAUCACUCAAAAGUUUUCGAUUAAUGCAUAAAACAAUAUGUAUCUCGCAAAUUAAUAGAUUUAUAAUAAUUUUCAACACUAAUUCAGCCUUUCGAAAUUGUAUUCGUAAUGAAAGUAUGUACAUUUAUUCAUGAAAAAAUGUAUUUCAGUAUUUCUUUUCUUCAUCAGUGAAAUGUAAAAUAUUGAGUGAAGCCAUAGUGUAACAAGACAAUUGUUGUAUUUUAUUAAAAAGAAUUAAAAU